CUGCAUAUAUGAGGAUUUAGGGUUAGGGUUUUGCAGACCGAGUGUUCCAAAUGGAUCCUGGGAAGGUGGCCCAGCUUUCAGCAGAGAACGCUGCUCAGCUUCAAGAAGGCAUCAAUUUGCUUCUGUCUCGAUGGUCCGCCCUUCAGAUGGCCGUCGAGAACGAGUGGGGCGGCCGUGAUUCUCGCCUCAAAUCUCAACAACUGGCAGCCGAUAUCUUCUCUUGGCUCACCCAAUCCAAAGAACCACUAUAUAUUGAUGACUUGGAAAAUAUGCUUGAUGAAUUUAUGCUCUCUCUCAAUACUGAGAUAGCAGAUGGCAGUGUUGAGGAGAUAGCAGAGAAAUUAAUGGUUAUGCAUGAAGAAUGUUUGGAAGGUGACUACAAGUCAAUUCAAAUACUAAAGGAAACCAAUCCUCCGAGAGGUGUUGUUCCUCAUAUCAGACAGGACGACAGUAGUGAUGAUGACAACAACGAUGAUGAUGGAAGCAUAGGGGAUGAUGAUUCGUCAGAAAUGGUUGUCGAUGCUCCCAAAUCCCAGUCAAAUAUGAAUAAUAACGACAUGAUGGUUGAUGAGCCAAGACCCAACACAGCAGCUGAAGCAGAAGAUGGAUGGACGGUAGUGGCCUCUAAGCGGAACAAAGGUAGAAGGAACUAAACCAACGCUCAAGACCCGUGGUCCUUGUUUGUUUGUACCUUUUUAUUUUCCCUCUUUUUUCCGGGUCCAUUUUUUGUUGGUAUGUAAUUUUCCAGGAGUUUUCUGUUCGGUAUUUUUUUUCUUAAUGUGCUUUUGCUGCAAUGCAGAGGAAGUAGUGGUUGUGGAGUAUAUUGCCUUUCACACAUAGGUCCUAAAACAUCAUAUAUGGAAAAAUGGCCUCAUUUAUGUUUAAACUUGUCAGUAACUCUAUGCCAUUAUCUAUUCAUCUUU
This is a messenger RNA of Camellia sinensis, 923 nucleotides long. Its product is annotated as Pre-rRNA-processing protein TSR2, conserved region. Lineage: Eukaryota; Viridiplantae; Streptophyta; Magnoliopsida; Ericales; Theaceae. The record is from RefSeq and is a predicted model, not a curated record.